This is a messenger RNA of Neoarius graeffei (lesser salmon catfish), 1062 nucleotides long. Its product is annotated as sterile alpha motif domain-containing protein 5-like. Bases 406 to 1062 code for a protein of 218 amino acids. Lineage: Eukaryota; Metazoa; Chordata; Actinopteri; Siluriformes; Ariidae. The record is from RefSeq and is a predicted model, not a curated record. The transcript is spliced from 3 exons. Gene Ontology annotation, molecular function: protein binding.
ACACCAGUUUUUCUCUGAAGACAUUUAAAUUGGAUAUUUGGGGAUUUUUUUUUUUUGGAAUACAAUGAGUGGUGUUUCAAAGCGCAUUUUGGAUGUAACAAGCGUGGAGAAGAGAAAACAUUAGCUUAGCUUGAUAUUUUCUCUCUCGUUCCCGUCGCUCAUGGAUAUCUUAUUUCCCUCGACUGGUAUUUUUUCUUAGUUCAAUUCCACAAGCGAAGGUAUUUGGCAGCCUGUACACUGGCUGAAAUAUCGAAGAGAAAGUGCAAAACGUGAGCCCGACACCUUUGCGCGCGCGCGCACACACACAUAUACAUGUAGCGCUGAGCUGCUCGUGUAUAUACCCCCGCCCCCUCAGGUAGCCUCCGAAUUCAGGUUUGACUACACACCUUACAUUUCUGUGACACAAUGGUGAGCGCUGGCCCCAGCAUCGUGUACGAGUGGCUGAAAACACUCCAGCUCUGCCAGUAUGUCGAAGCGUUCGUAGAUAAUGGCUACGACGACUUGGAAGUUUGUAAACAGAUUGGCGACCCUGACCUGGAUGCCAUCGGCGUGUUCAUACCGCACCACAGACAACGGAUUCACGAUGCCGUGACAAGACUCAAAGACGAAGAAAAGCAAGCCGCUUCAGGGCUUUAUUUCACUUUAGAGCCACUGAUCCCGAGCUUGAGGGGAUCCAGAUCGUGGAAGGAUCAAACUGGGAAAACAUGCACGGGGUCAUAUAGGAACCUUGCGCCCCAGACCCAGGAGCUUCUGGUCUACCCGAAACUGAAGCUGAAGAUCAUGAUCAGGGAUAAACUCGUCAGGGAUGGCAUUAAUCUGGCUAGGUCUCCGUAUUCUAAAAAGCUCCUGGGGGACUUGCUGCUGCUGCUGCUGGAGACUGGUUUGGAGGAGGUGCUGCAGCAGAGACUUCAUGCAGAAGGUUGUAGAGACAGAAGGUUGCAGCCAAUCGUCCUUCCAGCAGAGUGGAUGACGCGCUACAGUCUGCCCUUGUCCCCGGCAGUGGCAGUAGCAUACCAGACGGUGAUGGAGGAGGUAAGGAUGGACUCAAUUAUGGUGGUGUAA